UACCCCGCACUCCGUUAGCACCCUCUUAGCCCAAAAAGCUCAGCGGUGGUUGACGGACUCUCGCAUACUGAAAUACGAAACCAUUCUGAUGGUCGGGGAUGAUUUAAGCUUUGAAAAGAACAAUAGUUGUAACCCGGCACAGUUCUUAUACGGGGAAUCAACAGGGGAGGAAACCGAGCAUAACUGCGUGGAGCUAACAGACCUUCAGACAAAAAGUAGGGAAGAUCUACAAGAAGUUCCCCUAAUUGAAGGCGAGGAACUAUAUAUCGACGGCUCCUCCAGAUGCAUCAAUGGGGUACGACACAGUGGAUAUGCUAUUAUAGACGGGAGGACUAGGGAGACGGUGGAGUCCGGCCGGCUCCCAGGUAAUUGGUCAGCCCAGUCUUGUGAACUAUAUGCCUUGCAGAGGGGACUGCAACUGUUAAGAAACAAAAUAGGCACUAUAUACACCGAUUCUAAGUAUGCCUAUGGAGUGGUACACACCUUCGGAAAGAUUUGGAAAGAACGGGGGUUGAUAACAGCCAGGGGAAGGGAAUUAGCUCACGAACAAAUGAUAAGCAUGACUCUGGAAGCUCUAACACUACCACAAGAAAUUGCAGUGGUUCACGUUCCAGGACAUCAACGAGGAACAGCCCCGGAAGCAAUAGGAAACCGGCUCGCAGAUGAAGAAGCCAAGCGGGCAGCAAUGGAAAAAACGGUCCGACUUCUAACCCUGAUACCAAUAAGGGAAGGGCUUAACAAACUACCAGUAUUCACCCAAGUAGAAAUAGACGCUAUGAGCCAGCUGGGAGCCCGACAAACAUCAGAAGGCGAGUGGAAGACCCCCGACGGACGGCAAGUACUGAAUAAGGAAGUAACUCGUCAUAUACUGCAACAACUACACCAACAAAGCCAUUGGGGAGUGCAAGCUAUGUGCGACACUAUCCUAAGGGACUAUGUUUGUAAAGGGAUAUUCACACUAGCUCAACAGGAGGUGUGGGGCUGUUACACCUGCCAAAAGGUAAACAAGAAAAUGAUGCGUGCCACCCAUAAAGGGGGACAAACACUAGCCGUCCGACCGUUCCAUCGGAUCCAAAUAGACUUUACGGAACUACCACAAGUUCAGAGAUGGAAGUACCUGUUAGUAAUUGUGGAUCACUUCACUAGGUGGGUGGAAGCAUUCCCAACCACUAAAGCGGACGCCCCUACAGUGGCACGGAUCCUAUUAGAAAAUAUAGUCCCGAGAUAUGGAAUAAUGGGGUCUAUUGAUUCAGAUAGGGGAACACACUUUGCCUCAAAAACACACCAGCUAAUCUGUGACGCCUUGGGAAUCCAGUGGAAGCUGCACACCCCCUGGCACCCUCAGAGCUCAGGAAGAGUUGAGAGGAUGAACAGUACUUUGAAGACGCAAUUGACAAAACUAAUGAUGGAAACCAAGCUACCCUGGACCAAGUGUCUACCCCUGGCCCUACUAAGAAUCCGCACGGCUCCUCGAAAAGAUAUAGGAGUAUCCCCUUAUGAAAUGUUGUUUGGCCUUCCAUAUUGGAACAAGGUGGAGGGCUAUCCUUCCCUGCAAGGGGGAGAUGUCUUUGUAAGGGACUAUUUACAGGCACUGUCUCGUUCUUUUGCAGAAUUGCGCAGGAAGGGGUUACUCGCACAAACCCCACCUCUGGACUUCGCACUCCACCGAACUCAGCCCGGUGACUGGGUCCUGAUUAAGACUUGGAAGCCAGAGAAGUUACAGCCGCAGUGGGAAGGCCCAUUCCAGGUGCUACUGACCACCGAAGCCGCAGUAAGGACAAAAGAAAAAGGGUGGACCCACGCCGCGAGAAUCAAGGGACCCGUAAAGCCCGAAGAAGGUGCAGAAUGGACUUGCGUCCAGGGAGAAGACCCGAUGGUGCUAAAGCUCAAAAGACGGACAGAAUGAACUUUGGGACUGUAAUGUAUAUACUGCUAUUGUUGAGAAGCGCUGAAGGGGGAUGUGAUAAGUGCAGGACGACGGUAAGGGUGGGCAUGACGGUUUUUCCAGGGUCCUUUGUAUCACACUCGCAUGUAAACGAGAAAUGUUAUGACUACAACAAAAAGGAGGAGUAUGUGGAAAGUUUAAUCUAACCAACUGCUGCUUAAAGAUAGAUGACAACAGAAAGGUGGUUCAAAAAAUAUCAGAUAAAAUAAGGAAACUGGCCCACGUGCCAGUACAGACCUGGAAGCUGCUGGGGUAUUGGGACUGGCUGGACGGAUGGUUGAAAGGAGGCUGGUGGCGAACCGCUUUAGGGGUUAUAGGAGGGGGAUUGAUGGUCCUCCUUCUGCUACCAUGUCUGAUCCCCUGCUUGCGGGAGCUAGUAGCUCGGGUGGCAAGACAAGUCAUGCAACCAGGGGCCCCAGCUGAUCCUGUUCAGGUACUCCUACAAAGGGAAAUAGAGCUAGAGGAAGAAGCCUAUGUGAACCCGUGGCAAAAGCCCAACUGAUAGCACAUUCUAAAAAGAAAAAGGGUGGAUUGAGAGAAAUGAUUCUUAAGGAAUCCAUUUAGAAUGUGCUGACACAGAAAGAACGUGCAAAGCAACUUGCAGGGCAAAGUAUAAACCAAUUUGCAAAAUCAGGAUGAAACAAUAGCUUGCUGAUUAAAGAAGCGAUACGGGUAACGGGAAGACAUGCUUAACGGUUGAACAAUAACGGUGUUAAUGCGCUGAGGCUGAUAAGUGGGCCAAAGGGUAGUCACAUUUGUAAUUUUAUAAUGAGAUUAAGGAAGAAUGUCUGCACCUCACAUGGGUGCAACUCACAAAAUCGUAAACAAAUAGGGUAUAAAAAACUGUGCAAAGUGUAAUUCGGCACUCAAUCUAGCAGGAGCUGGUUGGGUCCGACUCUGCAGACUCGAAAAAUAAAGUUUACCGUUCUGCAAAUUGCUGAGACUCAGUGUGUUUCUGACUUCUGACAACUUUUGCAAGUAUUUACAAUGUAAUUGUAAUAUCAAGAAGGAAACAAAUGCUGUACAAAUCUUGUGUUGUUUUAUCAAGUUUUCACCAUACGUCAAUGUGGAAGAGUGAACGGUAAACAGUUAAUCUUACUGUGAUCCUGUCGUUAUUGACAAAGGUUUAACUCAGUGUUUAGCUCGGCGUUCUGUUACACCCGAGCGAGAACACUACAGAGCUUCUUCUGUGUGCCACUUCAUCCAAACUAUCCAAGGCCAAACCAGAGUAUCAGGCAGUGUUACAGCUUUCCAUUAAAGUCACACCAAUUUUUCAUAUGUGUUGUGACCUGUCAACAAGCAAAUCUGCACCAGUAUCAGAAUCAUUCUCAGUCAAUGACCAUUUAUGAUAUCAAAGAUCUUACAAUCACUGUUGUACAUUUAGCCUGCUAAUGUUCAAGACUGAUUUGUGUCCAUUCCUCAAUCAUACUUACCUUUGCUCCAGAGUCAUUGCAUUCUUUCCUGCCUUUCAGACCCUUAUAACAUGAAAUUAUGUUCCAGAGAUGCUUUCUGUGACUACCUGAAAUAACGUUCUGCGUAAAGAUGAAAAUACUUCCCUCGCCUCUCUUUCAUGUGGCUAAUGCCAUCCUCCGGACUCCUACUUCUGGUGAAACUGGCUGACCUUUUUGAGCCUCAUUUUUGUGCUAGGACUUUGUAAGGGGAGGGGUUCCUAACCUUCUUUUACAUCGUAGUGUAAUGAAGGGUGCGGGGUAGCCCCCUCCUUUGUGAGAAUCGCAAGAUCACUAUUGAGUCCGUUCAGGAGACCCAGGAAAUGAGAGAAAGACAUACAGAAUUCACAAAGAGUGGAAUGUGUCCUGGCCUCCGAGAGGCGGACCCAUUGAUGCCGGCUAUUGUCUCUUGGAGAGGGACUUGUGUAUUGCAUCCUGUGUGAUGCAUCGAAGCCCCCAGGCAAUGAACCAAGGGGGUUUGGUGGAGGGAUUGCAUCAUCUCAACCUAAUUGACAUCUGAGACCCUGUGAGUCAGGAUAAAAGAGGGUCUGGGGAACAGCCCCUCAGACGCACCAGAAGAAACGUUAAGCGACCACGGUGUAACAGCAGGAAGUCAUCUGAAGGCAGCCACGUGCGUUCGAUUCCGUGGCUGGAAUCACGGAAAACAGCUUUUAGCUGACAACAGGGAAGCCCGCUCCCCUGACUCAACGGAUUGGCAUCUUAAAAGACCUGGGGCAAGUUUAAACCGCAUCACUUUUAAACCCAACAACGCUGCAGCUUAAACGAACUGAUAGUGACUUAUCUUUCCAUCGGACAAUACAGUAACCCCUAGACAACGAUAGAGUUAUUUCUUAUCGGUUAUUAUUAUACCCGCACUUAGAUUUAGU
Molecule: messenger RNA, 4280 nt
Organism: Hypanus sabinus (Atlantic stingray)
Lineage: Eukaryota; Metazoa; Chordata; Chondrichthyes; Myliobatiformes; Dasyatidae
Exons: 2
Coding region: 89-1906 (605 amino acids)
Biological process (GO): DNA integration
Molecular function (GO): nucleic acid binding; RNA-DNA hybrid ribonuclease activity
Source: RefSeq, a predicted model, not a curated record